This is a messenger RNA of Alternaria atra, 1743 nucleotides long. RefSeq lists its product as uncharacterized. The transcript has a single exon. The coding region runs from base 1 to 1743 and encodes 580 amino acids. NCBI's taxonomy places the organism in Eukaryota, Fungi, Ascomycota, Dothideomycetes, Pleosporales, Pleosporaceae. The record is from RefSeq and is a predicted model, not a curated record.
AUGCUCGCACGCACGUAUGCACCCUCUCGAGCACUUCUGAGGGCCCUUUCCCGGCCUCAUCCCAUAACAUGUCCUUUAUCCCGCCCUUUGCCAGUGUGCCUUCAACGCGGAAAGCGCACCAAAGCCGCCGAGCCCGACGAGUCGAAGCACGAUGCGACGACUGAAUCUAAGCCUUCGCUACUCGGCCGACUCAAAGGUUCAAGAUCCAUUUUUGAGAAUGACGCGAAAAUGGACAGAGCCAUGCGUCCGCUGUCCGAUGCCGAACUCGAACGCGACGAUCUGCCCGUCAUCAACUGGUAUGAGCAGGAUUUGGACAAAGGCACGCCACAGCGUCUCAUUGAGCGUAUAGCCACGCCGGAAGAUCGCAAGAAAGACAAAGACAUGUAUAUGAUGAUCGAGGAGUCGCAGAAGAACCCCGAUUACGACGAUGCGAUGCUGAACCGGCGGCUUAUCGACAGCUUACUAUCCAACCCAAACUUCGCCGAAUUAACACACGAACUCAAGGAUAUUAAGGAGGGCAUCAAGUCGAGGGAAGAGCUUCAGCAAUUGCAAGAGCAGGACGCCAUCGAGGCAGAGGCAGAAAGCAAAAAAUUCGACGCCAGCCUACGCAUGGCAACCCUCCAAAUACUACAAGAUAUCGUCAGGGACCCGGAUAUUGGACACGCAAAGGCCGACCUCCAAGAGUGCAUCGACAAGAUGCAAGAGGUGGACGACAUGGACAACCCGGAUUUCCAGGCCAUGCUUAAGAAGGCAAUGGAUAAACUCGAGGGCAAUGAAGCUAUGCAGAAGAAGGCUGCCACUAUGAGCGGAGGUCUCGAUGGCCCGGAAUUGGACACCGAAUGGGAAGAGUAUCAGAGAGACACCGAGGACGCCAUUGCUGAAGCCGAAGCCCCAGAUGAUGAUCUUGCCAUGGUAACACACGAGGACAUGCAGGACGUGGACAAGCUCUUACACCAGAUGCGGGACGUCAUGAAGUCGCUAGGUGGCGGCAGCGGCCUUGAAGCUGAACUUGAUGCAGCGCUCAAUGAAGACUCUACGCCAGGUCAAGAUCAAGAAGGUGUAUUCGAACGCGAGAUGGACCCUCAAGAAUUAGCGGAGGAGUUGAAGAAGCUCGCUGAAUCCAAGGCAUCGCAACCUCAAGAGCUUGUGGAGGACGAAGAAGAUGUUCCCGCUGAGCUACAAGCCAAGGUCGACGAGAUUAUGAAAGAUCCCAAGCUGAUGGAGAAGCUUAUGUACAUUCAAAAACUCAUCUCAGAGAACAAGCAACAGCAAGGUGAUCUAACCACCAUUGCGCACGAUACUGCACCCGAUCCCUACCAACUCGAAGACAGCCGCACCGCGACGCUCAAAGAGCGUAUGGCCGCCGCGCUCCAGGAUCCAGAACACUCCGCCGCCCUUCAACAACUUCGCGUCCACCUGCCCCCACCGUUUAACAUUUCGCCUGCCCUGAAAUCUUUCAACAAAGCCAUUGAGCUCGCAUAUAUCGGCGCAAAUGACGACAUCCGCCGGAUCCUCUGGCGAUCGUACCAGAAAGCGCGAUCUUUGCCUACAUUUCUCCAGAGUAUCAGUGACGAGGCCUGGGACAUACUGUACUAUUCUCAGGCGGUGACAUGGGGUAGCAAUCAGAACCGUGAGAACCACCUCAGGAUGUUACUGGCGGACCUCAAGAGCUUAGGACGAGACGGGCCACCUACGCAUCCUAGUUCACUUGUUGGUGGAGGUGUUGAGCAGCUAGACUCAUGA